Messenger RNA from Gigantopelta aegis, 4197 nucleotides. RefSeq names its product isoleucine--tRNA ligase, mitochondrial-like. The transcript has 23 exons. The record is from RefSeq and is a predicted model, not a curated record. Bases 152 to 3148 code for a protein of 998 amino acids. Gene Ontology annotation, biological process: isoleucyl-tRNA aminoacylation. NCBI's taxonomy places the organism in Eukaryota, Metazoa, Mollusca, Gastropoda, Neomphalida, Peltospiridae. Gene Ontology annotation, cellular component: cytosol. Gene Ontology annotation, molecular function: aminoacyl-tRNA deacylase activity; ATP binding; tRNA binding.
GCGCCCAUACAACAUGACUGUUUUGACGUUUCAAAAUUGCUGUUAUUGAGACAUUAUUGCAAAUCAACUAUGUCACAUAAGAUAUAUUUAAGACAUUUGUGUAUUGUUAUGUAAUAUUGUAUUUAAUGCAAUUGUCACGUUUGCUAUAACUAUGGAAAGAUCUGUUUCACAACUGUAUUCUGUGAUAAAACUACAUUCUCAGAGGUCAAAUAGAGCAUUCAUUCACGUAUCACGUUUAUUUGAUGUUUGUGCGCGACACAAAAGUACAAAAUCUAAGAGGUAUUCAAAGACAUUGAAUUUACCCAAAACUAAUUUUCCUCUUACGAUAAGAGAUGGAGUUGCUGCAAAGAGAGAAAUUGAAAUUCAAAGAGUUUGUGGUUUUGAUAAACUGUAUGCUUGGCAGUCAAGUCAAGAUAGAAGAAGUCAGUUUGUUUUACAUGAUGGACCACCGUAUGCUAAUGGGAAACCACAUGUUGGACAUGCAUUGAACAAGAUUUUGAAGGAUAUCACAAACCGAUACAAGCUACUGAGAGGUUUCAAGGUGCACUACAUCCCUGGCUGGGACUGCCAUGGUCUUCCUAUCGAGCUCAAAGCUCUGGAAGGUGGGAAAACUGAUCAAAAAACUAUGACACCUGUUGAUAUCAGGAAGAAAGCUCGUAGAUUUGCUGAACAGGCUAUUAAGCAUCAGAAAGAAUCAUUUCGCCGGUGGGGAGUGAUGGCAGAUUGGAAUAAUAACUGUUACACAACGUUUAGCCCACAGUACCAGGCAGAUCAAAUUCAAAUCUUUUACAGCUUGUUUGAAAAGGGUUAUAUUUAUCAAGAUUACAUGCCUGUUUAUUGGUCGCCAUCUUCUAGGACAGCCUUGGCAGAGGCAGAGCUGGAAUAUAAUGAGGAACAUGUCAGCAAGUCAGUUUAUGUCAAGUUUCCAAUGGCACAGGUUUCUAACGACAUUAAGAACAUUGCCGGAAAUUCUUCUGUGUAUGCAGUAGUUUGGACAACAACACCGUGGACACUACCAUUUAACCAAGCUAUUUGUUAUGGAGAAGGAAUACAAUAUUGUCUGUGGAAGAGUGGAAAGCACAAUGAAAUCCUUCUUUGUGAGGAAAGUUUUUCUGAAAAACUCGCUUCAUUAAUUGACAGCAAACUACAACUCAGUGGUGUUGUUGAUGGUAGAAAGCUAGAUGGAGCUACAUAUGUUCACCCGAUGAACAACCGAGAACUGCCCUUCCUGGCUGGACACCACGUGGUUAAAGGUAAAGGGACAGGAUUAGUUCACACAGCUCCAGCUCAUGGACACGACGACUUUCAGCUGGCUGUUAGGCAUGGUAUUCCCAUUACAUGUCAUGUAGAUCCUGAAGGACGGUACAUGGAUGAUGUUGGUCAGGGGUUGGCAGGAAAAUAUGUUGGAGAUGAAGCAAACUCUGCAGUUCUUAAAUAUCUGGAAUCUUAUAUACUGCAUGUGGAGGACAUAGUUCACAGUUAUCCGUAUGACUGGAGGACAAAGAAACCUGUGAUAAUCCGCGCCAGUCAGCAGUGGUUUAUAGACACUAGCAAGCUCAGAGACAAGGCUAUUGAGAUGUUAUCAGAUGUAAACAUUCUUCCGAAGUCUUCAGAAAAAGGAAUGUUGUCUCAGCUGGAAAAACGUACCUACUGGUGUAUCUCUCGACAGAGGGUCUGGGGUCUACCAAUACCUGUAUUUUACCACAAAGAAACUGGAGACACACUUAUUAACAAAAAGACAAUCGAUCACUUGUAUGACCUGAUCCGGAAACAUGGUGCUGAUUGCUGGUGGACGUUGCCAAUGUUGGAACUUCUACCCACCUCGUUACUAGAGAAGGAAGGGUUGGGAGAAAGUGACGACUAUGUGAAGGAAAAUGAUAUUCUUGAUAUCUGGUUUGAUAGUGGAGUAUCCUGGGCUACAGUACUGAAAGAUGUUGGGCAGCAGGCUGAUGUGUAUUACGAGGGUCUCGAUCAGUUUGGUUGCUGGUUUCAGACAUCACUGCUCACUAGCACGGCACUCAGACAGACACCACCGUUCAGGAAUCUACUUGCUCAUGGGUUUACAACUGAUGAACAUGGUAAGAAGAUGUCGAAAUCACUUGGCAAUGUGGUGGAUCCUGCUAUUGUAGUCAAUGGUGGCAAGAACAAAGAAUCUGAUCCUGCCUAUGGAGCUGAUGUGUUGCGGUGGUGGGCAGCGAACGCACAGUAUCACACAAACAUCAUGAUCGGGCCAAACAUACUCAACGGAUUCAAUGAAAAAAUGUAUAAAGUUAGAAAAUCUCUGAGAUUUCUCCUUGGCAAUCUGUAUGAAUUUGAGCCAGCUCCUCAAACCAUUCCAUAUGAAGAUCUGCUGCCUCAGGACAAAUACAUGCUGCAUUUAGUGCAUGAGUUUGGUACCCAGGUUACCAAGUGGUAUGAUGAGUUCAGUUACAGUAAAGUGAUUCUUAGUUUAGAGAAGUUUGUAAACACUCAUGUUUCAAGCUACUUCUACACCAUCAAGGACAGAUGUUACUGCAGCAGUAUAUUAGACCCAUCUCGUCUGUCCUGUCUCACCGUACAGUAUCAUCUCCUGGAUGUUUUGGUUAAAACCAUGGCACCCAUCCUGCCUCAUUUUGCAGAGGAGGUUUACAGACAUUACCCCAAAAACAAGCAGAUUUCAGGAGAAACAAGUAUUUUCAAAACACAGUGGUUUGAUACCAAGGAGGAGUGGUGCAAUAAUGACUUGAUGCAGAAUCUGAAGCCAGUGUUUGAUAUCCGUAAUGAUCUUCACGGUGUACUGGGGAGUGAGGACCCGGUCGAGUACGACAUCGCCAUCUUUGCCAGUCGGAUUCUGCACGAUAUUCUCAGAGAAUUCCAAAAGGAGGUCACAUCAAGUACCUCCGCCCUGAAUGAGAUUCUGCAGACGUCUCAAGCCAGUGUGUUAGACAAACCUCCGCCCGUGAUUCCUGACGACUCGCAGAUUGUUGAUGGAGUCUGUAAUGUCUACAGUGAAAAAUCCUCAGGGACUGUUUUAAUGCCAGAGGAAUACAAACUGAUAAUAAUGCCUGCCGAAGGUAACAUCUGUGAACGAUGUCGUCGAUACACAGCCAAGUCGGCAAGCAGUCCAUGUGAACGGUGUAUUGACGUGCUUGCAGGACACUGGGAAUAGCAGACACAGUGUUGAACACGUGUGCUUGUUACUUCCAAAAAUAUCUUGUCUUCAGCCAUCCAGUCAGCUCAACAUUUUACAGUUCAAUUUUUUGUGGCAUUUAUUUUUACUUGACAAAAUUGUUGAAGACAGAUUUGUGUCAUUCUGUGAUGUUUAGUGAAUGGGACAUUAACUAUUCUGUGAGGAUUUGUUAGCAUCAUAAAACUAUUCUGUGAUGUUUUGAUAGGAUUAACUAUUCUGUGAUGUUUGUCAAAGUUACAAUGGGGAAUUCCUGACAAUUUAUACAUGAAUGUACUUGUAAUUUUCUAGAUGAAAUGUGAUGGUAGCUUUGAUUUCAAUGCUGCAAACAACUUUGUUAUUCUAGCAAACUUCGGGGAAAAAAGGAAAAUUGCCAUCAAUAUUAUUGACUCGUAGUUAGAUAUUACUGUUAUUGUGUCAUGUGAUAGUGGCAUGGGAUGAUACGUGUUGUGGAGUUAUUUGUAGUUUUGAAAAUACAAUGUAAUUGUAUUUUUAUAUUUUCACGCAUUUGAAUUGUGAAAAUUUUAACUAGAACUAUAAAAUAAAUCAUUUUAGUGCUCUAUCUAGAAUUCCAUUGUUGGCUUAUCUAAGGUUUUUAGCCCAUGUACUUAAAAAACAAGUGUUUUCAGUAAUGUUUGGUCUCUUUGUGUAAUCUCCCCUAUGUAACAUGGUGAACAUAGCUAUCAUGCAGGAAUAUUUAACUAUCUAUAAUUUGGGUUAAUUUUAUGUCUUUUACAUAUUUUAUGUGUAAUGAAUAUAAUUAUGGAUAAUUAACAGUAGUUACUUUUCCUUUUUUUCUUUUAAUAAUCGUUCACAUUUUGUUUGCGAGUCCAGGGCUCAGUUUGUUCUUCAAAAAGAGGGAUUUAAUUACAUCCCCCCACCUCCGUAUAUGAUAAAUCCAGUAUCUCAGUGCAGAAAGCAAUACAGUACAGUAACUGUUUUUGUAGCAGGUUACUUAUAGCUAUAUUCUUAUAGCAUAAGAUAUAUCUAUAUUUUAUGAUAAAAUAUAAUAAACUUUUGUAUUAAAAAUU